Apis laboriosa (Himalayan honeybee) is the source of this 1559-nucleotide messenger RNA. RefSeq names its product arf-GAP domain and FG repeat-containing protein 1 (gene drongo). Lineage: Eukaryota; Metazoa; Arthropoda; Insecta; Hymenoptera; Apidae. Gene Ontology annotation, molecular function: GTPase activator activity. The coding region runs from base 109 to 1338 and encodes 409 amino acids. The record is from RefSeq and is a predicted model, not a curated record. The transcript is spliced from 6 exons.
UACGGAACACGCACGACUGUCGUGACAGAAAAUUGAGUCAGUUCCGCAAGCAGAGCGCGAGAGCGGUUGCGUCUCUGUUCCGUUUAUAAUUAUAAAAUACAUUCGUAUAUGAUGGCGUCCGCGAAAAGAAAGCAAGACGAGAAGAAUUUGAAAAUAUUACGCGAACUGGUUUCGCAAUCUGGUAAUAAAGAAUGUUUUGACUGCCAUCAACGAGGCCCAACUUACGUCAACAUGACAAUCGGUUCAUUCGUCUGUACCUCUUGUUCUGGUAUGCUACGAGGUUUAACACCACCACAUAGAGUAAAGUCUAUUUCUAUGGCAACAUUUACACAAGAGGAAAUAGAUUUUAUAAAGGAACGUGGUAAUGAAUAUUGCAGAAGAAUAUGGUUAGGUUUGAUGAAUCAAAAUUCAUCUCAAAAUUUAGAUACAAAAGAUGAACAAAAAAUGAAAGAUUUAAUGAGUGCAAAAUAUGAACUUAAAAGAUAUUAUUUGGAUCCAUCCAUGGCAAAUCAAAACUCAAAUCAAAAGUCACAAUCAUCUAAUCAAAUCAACAUUCCAAGGGUUCCACAUUCUGGAACAUCUACAUUAUCUUCCACAUCAACUUCAAAAAUAAACAAUGUUGAGUCAGUUAAUUUUAAUAAUUUUUCGACAGAUUUUGUAGCUGAUUUCAGCAAAGUUCCUGAUCCAUUUAUUAAUACAACACCUGCAAGUAAACUCAGUCAACCAAUUGUACCUCAGCCAUUCUUUGCCAAUUUUGACAACAAUCCUGUUUUUAAUAGUCCAAAAAAUACAAAUGUUGAAUCCUUAAGUCCACUUAGUCAGACUACAGGAAAUUUGACUAAUACAAUGAAUGCAAAUGGUACACAUGUACCUCCAUCAGAAGAUCGUUAUGCGGCACUGAAAGACUUAGAUUCCUUAAUGAAGCAAAUACAAUUGAAAGAUGAUACUGCAACAACAUUAAAUACAUCUACAUGGAAUACUAAUAAUGCUACAAAUUCAAUUUGGAGUGUAGGAAAUCAAACUACAAAUGUAAUUUCAAAUCCAUUUACAACUGGUGAUUUAUGGCGACCAUCUAAUGUAGUUAAUAAUAAUACACAAUCAAUUGAUACUUCUUUAUACAAUCCUAUUAAUCCUUUUAAACCAGUACAAUUUCCUGUGAAUAAUGAUCCACAAUGGGUAGGUAUUGGACCAUCUAGUAACAGAGAUGUAAUUCAAUUUAGUCAAUUAAUGACAAAUAAAGUAUGGCAACCAACUCUUCCUGCAUAUCAUGCAAAUCCAUUUAUGGUUGGUUCUGGUGUGAGCAACAUGACAAGAAAUUCGAACAAUCCUUUCUUAUGAUUAAAUAAGCAUAAGUUUUUAAUGGAAUUACGAACAAAUAAUAUAGACCUAAAAUAUGUUUAGCUUAGGGCAAUUGUUUAUAUAUGUGACCUUAUUGGCAAUUAGUGCCAUUAAUUUUUAUCUACAGGAGCACCAAUCUCUUAUUCAUAUAACUAAAUAAUACUUUUAUUUAUGAAUAUAAUAUACACGUUAAAUAAAUAAAGAUUAAUAUUUGUUACCAA